Molecule: messenger RNA, 1166 nt
Organism: Pogona vitticeps (central bearded dragon)
Lineage: Eukaryota; Metazoa; Chordata; Lepidosauria; Squamata; Agamidae
Gene: CFAP73
Product: cilia and flagella associated protein 73
Biological process (GO): spermatid development
Source: RefSeq, a predicted model, not a curated record
ACGCUCUCCCGGGCUGCCGCUGGUCUGCGGGGCGAGCGGGACCCGCGAUGGGCUCGGCUUUGGAGGCGAGGGUGCGCGCCGCGUUCCGGGACCGGCUGCAGCUGCUGAAAAUCCCGGGAAAGGAAGAUGACUUUUUGCCCCCUGCUUGCCACCUUUUGGCAAAACGAAGGGAGCUGGCAGAGGUGGAGAGGGCUCUGUUGGCUAAGAAAGAGGAGUUCCAGAUGAAGAUGGAAGAGCUGCAGGAGCGGCGACAGGAGUUGGAACAUAAAGAAGGGCAACUCAAAGAGGCCAUCUUAAAGUUUGACAAGUUCUUGAAGGAGAAUGAUGCCAAACAGAAACGGGCCCUGCGCAAAGCCACCGAGGAGCAACAGCAAGCAUCUCAGCGAGGGGCAGAAGCCGAGCGCCUCCGGCCGGAAAUUGCUCGGCUGCAGAGGGCGAAGGAGAAGCUGCAGCGGCGUCUGGCAGCUCAUAAAGCCUUCCCGGAAUACCUACAGAAGGUUCUGGAAAAGUCAGAGCAGGCACAGUUUGGGGAAAUCCCAGAGCUGAUCGGUCGGUUCCAGACCCUGAUGUCCACCCAGGCCAGCUUGGCCCAAAGGGAGCUGGUGGCCCGUGAAGCUGUGGAAGAGGAGCACGCCCGCCUGCAGCAGUACGUGGAGGAGAGCAGCAACCAGAUCCUGCAGCAAAACAACCGGGUGGCCGAGCUGCAGUCGCAGCUGGACCAAAUCCGGACCAGAGUCCUGGAAGGGGAAUCUAACUGGAUCCGCAUCCAGAACACAGCUGCUAACAAGACGCUGGAGCUUGGGCAGAUCAAGCUGGCCGCCUUGAACCUCUUCCAGAUGGUUGCCAAGCACAGGACGGUGCCGGCCGAUGUUGCCCCGGAUGACACAGCAGCCCAGCUUUAUGUGGUCCAGCAGUGCAUUGUGGACUUGACUGAUAUCCUAGCUGACUUCCGCAAAGGGGAACCGACGUACCUUCCACAACCAGAACGGACGUCUGCCUCUCAGUUGGAAACACAGCCCACUUAGCCGCUUCCAGGAACCUGGGUUUUCUGAACGGAUGCAUGUUGAGAACUUGGAAAACUUACUCGGCUGGACGGACAGCAGUCCCAAGAAGUAACGUUCCUGAGGUCUUCCCCCCACCACCACCACCACAAUGGGAGAAACAAA